GUUCAGUCAGCGUUCACGGAGACUACGUCCAGGUUUUAGACAGUCUGCGGGGACGUCACGGAGACUACGUCCAGGUUUUAGAUGUAAACAUUUGCAUGUUAGCUCGACAUGUCUGGAGAGUUCAAAUGUCCCAGCGGUCUCAAACGCAGCAUGGAUAAAAUAAUAAGUCAGUUGUGAAAUCACCUGGUUCAGUCCACACAGGUGUGUGUUCAGCAGGUAGGGGCAUGCACGCUGCACCUUUGAGUGUACAGUCAUGGUCGCCAUGGUAAUGGGGCCGGGCCUUCACCGCGGCAACACACCACGCCUCUGCUGUCCUGUUGGCUGAGUACACAGAGAGAGAGACAGGUAAGGUGUGAGAGUCCGCUCAGAAACUCAGGAGAAGUCGCUGUGAUGUCAUCAGGUGAGUUUCUUGGCUGUUUGUCCUGAACCCGUCUCACCUGCUCCAACCGUCUCACCUGUCUGCUGUUCCUGUCGACAGAGCCGCUGUAAGUCUUUGCUAAACCUUUAUUUUCUCCUCGCUGUCCUUCAACAACAGUUUCAGUAACCUUCUCUGUCAUUGGUCGAGAUAAAAGCUUGUGACAUUACUUCAGUAAGUUUGUAGUCUGAAGUAUUCAAGUACUCAAGGACGAGUAAAAACUUAAAGUAAUAAAAAGUAAUAGUACUUACUGCCCCCCCUCAUGAUCAAACCUCGACUGAACUGUGAAACCAUAAACACACGACGACUUUCUGCCCCACCUCAGACCUGCUGCUCGGUUUAUUGCCCCGCAAACAACCCCAGUCUGCCACUGGUGACGUCCAAGACUUCUACACACUGACUGACACAGCAGGAGAGGUCAUUUGUCAACAGGAACAAAAUGGAGUCCAGAGUGGAAGAACAGGAGGAAGACACGCCCAGGUCACCUCCAGAAACCGAGAACAUCGACAGCAGCACGACCACAACUAAAACUACUGAUACUACGAGUACUGCUGCUCGUAGUACGUUAGGUACCACCAAGUCUUCUGACGCCUCUGAUCAUCAGACAGAUGAGGACAAGACGGAGGAAGAAACCUCUGCUGGAGACGAGGAGAAGGACGAGAAGGACGAGGAGGACAAGGAGGACGAGGAGGACGAGGAGGCAGGUGACCGAGGACAGGAUGCUGAUUUCCAGUCAGGAGCUGUUGAGUUUGUCUCUGAGCAGAAAUCUUGGACACCGAGCAGCGACAGACCAGCUCCUCCCAGCAGUCUGGCCCUGUCAGGGUCCCGACCAAAGAAGAAGAAGGUGCUGGUGGCUCCAGCCCUCAGUCUGUCUCUAGGUCGCAGUGAGUCCACGGUUUCAGACGACUUCCCUCCAGCCUUCCUUUCUCCCUCACCUGAGGACGAUGACACAGGGCUGGACCUGGACCUGGACGCCAUUGAGACGCCGUCUGACAGUGAAUCACUGCCUUUCCCCAUCUACGACCUGGACCUGGAAGAUGACCUGCGGCGUCUCGGCGUAGCGUCCCGGCGCCGCAGAGUGUUUGGUUCCAGUCCCGGGUCCAGGUCUGGUUCUCAGGCUGAUGCUAGUUCUGGACCUGGGAUGGACCAGGUUGAACUAGGAGCUCUGGAGCGGGAGGACGUGGUGGACAAUCAGGGCACCAGGUGGCGCUGUUUCUCCACAGGUUUUCCCCUGCAGGAGAGCCGGGUCAACAUGAGUGUCCUGGAGCCGUUUCUCCGGGUGCUGUCACACGGAGGUUACUAUGGAGACGGUAUGAAUGACAUCAUCGUGUUUUCUUCCUGUUACCUGCCGGAGAACAGACUGGAAAACUACCCGUAUGUGAUGGACAACCUGUUCAGGUACGUCAUAGGAACUCUGGAUCUGAUGGUUGCAGAAAACUACGUCAUCGUGUAUCUCUGCGCCGGAGGACAGAAAGACAAGCUGCCGGGAAUCAGCUGGCUGAGAGAGUGCUACACCACCAUCGACCGCAGGUUGAGGAAGAACCUGAAGGGUUUCUAUGUGGUUCAUCCCACCUGGUACAUCAAAGCCCUCGCCACCAUCAUCAAACCCUUCAUCAGCUCUAAGUUCAGCAGGAAGCUCCAGUUUGUCGACAGCCUCCAGGACCUGUCUCACUUCGUCCCCACUGAGCACGUGCAGAUCCCAGACUGUGUGGCACAGUACGACCAGACGCUGUCCAGGUGAAGCUCCAGGUGAAGCUCCAGGUGAAGCUCCAGGUGAAGCAGACCCAGGGCGUGCUGGAGAAGAACACCAAUGAGCGCUCCAAGUCCAAAAAGACGACGGAUCUUCACGGGAUGCUGAUUAGACGGAGCAGGAAGCUGUCUCUGGUCCUCCUCGUGGACUCUGGUCCUCCUCGUGGUCUCUGGUCCUCCUCGUGGACUCUGGGCUCUUUCUCUUUCAGGUUUUUGGUGUUUGAACUUCAUAAAGUCUGGUUUUGGUUUCGUUGGUUGAAGCUGGUGGAGCUGUUGUUGGAGGUGAAGGUGCUGUCAGUAUUCUCGGCAGCAGUUGGACCGGCGGUCCAGCUCGGGUUCUGCUGUGUUGAAUAAAAUGAUCUUCAUGUC
Molecule: messenger RNA, 2533 nt
Organism: Larimichthys crocea (large yellow croaker)
Lineage: Eukaryota; Metazoa; Chordata; Actinopteri; Sciaenidae
Product: bcl-2/adenovirus E1B 19 kDa-interacting protein 2-like protein
Exons: 14
Coding region: 855-2156 (433 amino acids)
Biological process (GO): apoptotic process
Cellular component (GO): cytoplasm
Source: RefSeq, a predicted model, not a curated record